Boleophthalmus pectinirostris (great blue-spotted mudskipper) is the source of this 1073-nucleotide messenger RNA. It is a transcript of the gene airim, whose product is annotated as c19h1orf109 homolog (H. sapiens). The record is from RefSeq and is a predicted model, not a curated record. The transcript is spliced from 4 exons. The coding region runs from base 113 to 721 and encodes 202 amino acids. Gene Ontology annotation, cellular component: cytoplasm; nucleus. Lineage: Eukaryota; Metazoa; Chordata; Actinopteri; Gobiiformes; Gobiidae.
AGCGGAAGUGGAGCUAAGUAACAUGGCAGUGGCGUGGACAGCGAGAAAACAAUAGAAAAAUUACAAGAAUUAAUCGUUUUGUAUAUGAUUUUUUUUGUAGGAAAUCAUAAAAAUGUCGCAAAUAGCAGUAACGCAGCUACACCAGGCGCUUAGAAAGGCUUUCCAGUGUAUUGAAAAUAACCAAAAGACAUGGCGGACGGUGCUGGAGGAGUGCGCUCCUCUCAUGGUUUCAUUGGGAAACUUAGCGGAGCAGUUUGUGGCGCUUUCUAAAGUGGAUCUGUCCAAAACGCCGCUCAAAGUGUUCCCAGAUCUGGAGGAAAAACUGAGGUUCAAACUUCACCAUGCUACAGACACAGUUAUGGGCAAACUCCACGAGAAGCUCUCGUCUCUUCAGUCUGUGCGGGACUCCAUCAGUUCUCAGGUUUACUCCGUGUUUCAGAUCCAGGAGCAGCUCUCACAGACUCUGGAUCUCUCAGUUUUAACAGAACGAUCUGCUGCAGCUCCGUCUAUCGCUGAUAUGAUGCAGUGGCUCCAGGACGCAGACAGACACUACAGACAACAGUUUAUAAAAAGGAAGACUCUGUUAUUGACUCUGAGACCAGACGACUUCUUUCAAAUAGAAUCAGCUCCUGAAAGAUGGAAAUCACUGAACUAUCCAAAUAAAGAGGACAAGAUCACUGAUAUGCUGUGUAAAGUGUCCUUCUUCAUGGAGUCACAAUGAAGACUGUAAAAUGGACUUAAGAUGGACCCAAAUACAGACAAGAUGAAAUGAUCAGAACAAAUCCAGUGAAGCUGUAUGGAUUUUAAAAACACAGAGGAGCAUCACUUUUUGACAUCAGCAGGUGGAACAUUUUGAACUCUUGGGAACGAGAUGGACUGUGGGAUUACUCAAACAUGUAUAAAUUAACUCUUUUGGUACCACUUUAUAAUAAUUACUACACCUUAAUUAGCCUUAAUAAAUGAGUUAGUUAAAUGUUAACUAGUUUCUAAACCUAAACAAUUGUGAAUAAACGAUUUGUUCACUGUAUUUGUUCAUGCUUUAUUAAGGCUAUUAAAAGUGCAGAUAUUAUAAA